Coregonus sp. 'balchen' is the source of this 615-nucleotide messenger RNA. NCBI's taxonomy places the organism in Eukaryota, Metazoa, Chordata, Actinopteri, Salmoniformes, Salmonidae. The record is from the annotation of a GenBank genome assembly.
AGUAAAACUGUAGGCCUACAGAAGCCGUCGGAGAAACCCUCGCCUUCUGGGCCAGUAGCUCGAAACAAGAACGGAGUGGUGACAAUUUCAGUGCACGCGAAGCCUGGAUCUAAACAGAACGCGAUUACAGGUGCACUCUUUUUGUAUGCCGAAAACUGAUGGCAGUAGAAACUCAACUAUAAGACUAAUUGAGGGCUAGCCCCAUAUUUGUGAGCUCGUAUUAUUUGUGUAUUUUUGGUGUGUAAUACAUUUAACGUAGCUAGGCUAUGUAAAAAAAAAAUAUAUAUAUUUUAUUUCCCAGAUGUGUCUAUAGAGGCAGUAGGUGUCGCUAUUGCCGCACCGCCAACAGAUGGGGAGGCCAAUGCGGAGCUUGUGCGGUAUCUCUCCAAGGUGCUGGAGUUGAAGAGAAGCGAAGUCGUUUUGGACAAGGUUUGUUUAUAUAGCCUACUGUGUUUCCCAUAACAGAACAGUUUUAGGAAUUUAAACUAAAAUGCUGCAUCAUGUCCUUAUGUCUCUCUGCAGGGAUCCAGAUCCAGAGAGAAGAUUAUCAAGGUGACUGGGUCACUAACCCCGGAGCAGGUGUUGGACAGGUUAAAGCAAGAGGCUUCUGGAUGA